AGGAGAGCGGGUGCAAAAAGAAGAGGAUUCUUGCGGGGAAGGACGUGGAAGGAUAUCAGGUCCGCGAGCAGAAGACAAUAAAAUAAACACAGGGCUCCCAGGCUGGCCUAGUUAUUUAUCCAUCUGUCUGUCUGUCUGUCUAUCUGUCUGUCCUCCCGUGUCAGAAAGGGGCGAUGCUCGCCGCUCCUCUCCGCUAAGGCAAGGACGAGGCAGUGAGAGAUGAGCUGGUUUUUAUGGGGAGAGAAUAAAACCGCGUCCGCCGUCUUUUGUGCCUCGUCCGACGAGGCUGCGCGCUGGUAGGCGCUGAUGGCGCGUCGAGAGCAGCAGGCGCUCCAUUAAUAACCGCGACCACGACAGCAGUUGUGAUGAGCGCGCGGCGUAUCGGUAUCACUUCUCUGGCCAGGAAUAAGCGCCCUCAGCCGGGGCCAGCGCUCGGGAGAGGCGUGGUGUCCGAGUGAAUAGCAGCGGAGGACGGAGGACGGAGCGCCGCCGGUCAGUGAGCCCCGCCGCCCCGCCGCCCUGCAUGCCCUGCAUGUCUGUUCCAGCACGGUGGGUAUCUGAGGAGAGCAGAGAAAGGUUGGCAGGAAAGGCAGCCGCCACUCCGCCACUCCGCCGCUGGACGGACCCGAGCUGUGCCCACAUUUCUCCUGCGAGGGGAAAAUGAAACUUUCAUGCGCGUCUGCUUUGGCCAUCCUGCGCCCACACGUCGCGCCGAAGACUCAAGCCUCCAUAUAAACACUCGCGUUUCACGCCGAGCCAUGUCGGACUGAGGCAGAGGGACUCCAGCACCGGAACCACCGCUGUUUUGGAGGGGCAGGAAGGCGGCAGACGACCCCCAGCUUCCACGAACUGCUCGAUAAGCCAGCCAAAAUGGGAGAGCAGCCUAUCUUCAGCACCAGAGCCCAUGUCUUCCAGAUCGACCCCAACACCAAAAAGAACUGGGUCCCCACCAGCAAGCACGCCGUCACCGUGUCCUACUUUUAUGACAGCACCCGCAAUGUCUAUCGCAUCAUUAGCCUGGACGGAUCCAAGGCCAUUAUUAACAGUACAAUCACCCCAAACAUGACAUUCACCAAGACGUCGCAGAAGUUCGGCCAGUGGGCGGACAGCCGGGCGAACACAGUCUACGGUCUCGGCUUCUCCUCCGAGAGUCACCUGAGCAAAUUUGCGGAAAAGUUUGCAGAGUUUAAGGAAGCUGCGCGGUUAGCGAAAGAGAAAUCUCAGGAGAAGAUGGAAUUGACCAGCACUCCUUCACAGGAAUCGGCCACGGGUGACCUUCAGUCACCUCUGACCCCAAAGAGCAUCAACGGAACGGAUGACGAACGAGUUACAGCCGACGCCUCUCAGAACUCGGAACCGCGAGCGGAACCCAACGCAGUGCCCUUCCCUCACAGCUCGACUACCAUCAGUAAGCACUGGGAGGCUGAACUGGCCGCCUUGAAGGGCAACAACGCCAAGUUAACCGCAGCACUGCUGGAGUCUACGGCCAACGUCAAACAGUGGAAGCAGCAGCUGGCCGCUUAUCAAGAGGAGGCAGAGAGACUACACAAACGGGUGACAGAGUUAGAGUGUGUGAGUGGGCAGACAACAGGCAUCAAAACCCAGAAAACGGAACUGAACCAGACGAUAGAGGAGCUGGAGGCAGCGCUCAAGGCCAAGGAGGAGGAGCUGGAGCAACUAAAAGCAGAAGUCGAAAACGCCCACCAGCUGCAGUCACAGAAAGAUGCAGUCACGCAGAAGCUGCAGGAAACGGAGACACGGAAUUUGGAGCUGGAAGCCCAGCUGGCUGAGCUGGAGCAGCGUCUGGAGAGCAACCAGGUGGAGCAGGAGUCUUUCCGGAAAAGUCUGCGCUCGCUGCUUGAGCUGCUGGACGGAAAGAUCUUUGAGCUGACCGAGCUUCGAGACAGCCUGGCCAAACUGAUCGAGGGUGGGGGCAGCUAGAGCCUACAGUACCACAGCGCCCUCCAGUGGAGAAACACUAACCUUAAAUAAACACACACACACACACACACACACACACACGCCAGCACAGUGUACAGGGGCACGAAACACACGCUGAUUUACACAUGCAUGCAAACGGACGGACGGUCACUCCUGCAGUGCAGAGACAGCUGCUUUUGGCCGUGGGUUAAAAGUGUACACACACUCUUUAACACGAACACAUGUUCACAGGUGCACUUUCACAAACAGGUGCCUGAGCAUUUACAGAGGGGUUUACAGACAAAUACAACCACGCUACAUAAUAUUGGCCUAACUGCCUUUUUCAUUUCUUGACAGUUGUAACCCACACAGUGCUGUGCAGAAGUUAGAGACCACCAGUCGUUUCAUUUACAGAUGUCUUUUUUUUUUUUAGGAGAUUAGAUAUACUAUAAUCCACUUGCAUAAAGAAGGAGAAAGUCAAGUGGGGAAAAAAACUGUUUCCAAAACUGGAAC
Messenger RNA from Pygocentrus nattereri (red-bellied piranha), 2433 nucleotides. RefSeq names its product homer scaffold protein 1 (gene homer1). Gene Ontology annotation, molecular function: G protein-coupled glutamate receptor binding. The transcript has 9 exons. The record is from RefSeq and is a predicted model, not a curated record. Gene Ontology annotation, biological process: G protein-coupled glutamate receptor signaling pathway; regulation of store-operated calcium entry. Lineage: Eukaryota; Metazoa; Chordata; Actinopteri; Characiformes; Serrasalmidae. The coding region runs from base 871 to 1941 and encodes 356 amino acids. Gene Ontology annotation, cellular component: postsynaptic density; plasma membrane; dendrite.